AAAACGCGGAGAGAGUUGUUCCCGAGAUUGAUGGGCUGACCACGGAGUUUGACGGCGAGGUGACCCACUCCUGUGAGUAUAAAUCCGGCGAGAAAUAUAGAGGAAAGAGUGUUCUUGUCGUCGGAUGUGGAAACUCCGGCAUGGAAGUUUCUCUUGUUCUCGCAAAUCACAAUGCUAAUCCCUCCAUGGUUGUUCGUAGCUCGGUACAUGUGUUACCGAGGGAGAUUCUAGGCAAAUCUACUUUCGAAAUCUCAAUGGUACAAAUCUCUUGUUGGAAACAGUUUUUGACACAGUGAUCUUUUCGACUUUUCUGGUGGCUUUUCCGGCCAAACCAGUGGUUGUCUUGAUCAGUUUGUUAUAUCAUUGGAAAGCUUGUAACAAGUACUACAAUUUGAUAUAUUGAAACGUCAAAAACAGAUUUAAAUUGAAUGAGAAAUGAGGCUAGAAAGUGGGCAUCUUAGUGCAAAUAAAAGACUGCAAUUUUG
This is a messenger RNA of Eruca vesicaria subsp. sativa (arugula), 485 nucleotides long. Lineage: Eukaryota; Viridiplantae; Streptophyta; Magnoliopsida; Brassicales; Brassicaceae. The record is from the annotation of a GenBank genome assembly.